Ipomoea triloba (trilobed morning glory) is the source of this 1278-nucleotide messenger RNA. RefSeq names its product aluminum-activated malate transporter 8-like. The transcript is spliced from 6 exons. The coding region runs from base 1 to 1278 and encodes 425 amino acids. Gene Ontology annotation, biological process: malate transport. NCBI's taxonomy places the organism in Eukaryota, Viridiplantae, Streptophyta, Magnoliopsida, Solanales, Convolvulaceae. The record is from RefSeq and is a predicted model, not a curated record. Gene Ontology annotation, cellular component: plant-type vacuole membrane.
AUGGCAGCGGUCCAUCCGUCGUCUUCAAGUGCAAGGAGUGCAAUAACAGGCGGGUUUAAGGUGAGGGACAAAUUGGUGGGGAUAGCCAAGGAGGCAAUCAAGAUUGGAAGAGAUGAUCCCAGAAAACUGACGCAUUGUGUAAAGGUGGGAUUAGCUCUCACCUUGAUUUCUUUGCUAUACUAUUUCAACCCUCUCUAUGAUGCUUUUGGCCAAUCUGGAAUCUUGGCUGUCUUGACUGUGUUCUCUGUCUUUGAAUUCACAGUUGGUGAAACACUUUCCAAAUGCUUUAACAAUGUUUUAGCUACGCUUUUAGCAGCUUCACUGGGGAUUGGAGUUGUCUACUUGACCCAACUUUUAGGCCAAGUUGGUCAGCCCUUUAUCCUUGGCACAGUAAUCUUCAUUCUAGUUGCCUUGUCAAACUUGGCAAGAUUUUUCGAUCCAAUCGAAAACAAGUACAAUGAUGGAGUAAUGGUGUUUAUUCUCACUUUUAUCAUGAUUGCGAUUUCCGGUGACCGAGUGGAGAAAAUCUGGAAAAUGUGUUAUCAGCGGGUGUUAGCGGUGAUCAUCGCCAACGCCAUCUGCAUAAUCAUUUCAAUUAUUGUUUUCCCAGUUUGGGCCGCAGAAAAUCUACCAAACCUGGUUGCCGAUAAUAUAGACAAGGUUGCAAAAUCAUUGGAAGAGUUUGGGAAAGCGGAUGAGGAAAGUGUUGACAAGGCAUAUGAUGAUGACAAAGACUAUGAAGAUGUCAUAAACUCUAAAGACUCGGAGAAAUCUUUGGCAAUACAUGCAUGGUGGGAGUUUGAUCCAUGUGGUUUUGGAUUUGGUAACCCAUGGGACCAAUACAUAAAAGUGGGAGAUCUUGUUAGGGAAUGCGCUUCACAUAUUCAAUCACUUUCCUGCUUAGCCGCCUCUGAAUCUCAUCAGGCCCCUACGGAGUUGGCGAGGAGAAUGAAAGAAGCAUGCACGGUAAUAUAUUCAGAGUCAAUUAAAGCCUUAAGAGAGCUAUCAUCAACCAUAAAAACCAUGACGCAUCCAUCACCGGACAUUACAACCCAUCUGGAAAGCGCAAAGGCCGCCAUAGCUGACCUCCAGGCCUCCCUGCAGCUCGACGCCAACGCCCAAAACCUCCGGGCUCUCGACGAGGCGCUCAUUAUCAUCAAGCUCACCGCUGGGGUUGAUAAAAUCUGGGAAGCUACCCAAGAGCUCUCCGAAAACCCCCUGCGCGCGCCGCUCCACGACAGCCCAAGCGAUGACAAUUUCUCCACCCUACCGUGCUGA